GGCGGAGGCUCGGGCCGCGAGGGGAGUUCGGGCUUAGCGGGCCGCUUCGUUAGUGUUGGGGCUGAGCAGAGCCUGGCUGAGACGCGCCGAGCCGAGUCUAGUCUAGCCCAGCCCAGCCGGGAAUUGGUUACGCCUCGGGCGCGCGGAGCUUCCCGGCGCGGCACCUUUCUCCCCGCAGGUUUUCCCUCGCCGCUUUCAUGAGGGGGCCGGGCGGGGGAGGAAGCUGCAGAAGGGAAAAUUGGUUUUGUGGUUAUUUCGUGCGUUAGUUCAGGCUGGGAAUUACAUUUUAGGCAUUAACUGGAGCUGUGUGACUUUACUGAUGACAGAUUCAGCGCUGGCUUCCCCGAGAGCCCUCGCUUUCUCCUUAGGUUUAUCCAGCAAUAACAGCGGCAGCGGUUCGUUUCCCUGCUUUGCUGCUCGGGGUGACGGGAGAGCGCCGGCCGGGCCUGUGCGGUUGGAGGUCGGUCGUCUGAGCUGUCCCCGCCGUGGUAACACGGCAUUAGGACGUUGGAGAAUGACGGCUCUGACUUGAAUGGAACGAAGCGUGUGAUUAACAUGAGAAGACACACAUUAGCGGUUGCAAGGUCCGGGGCACUAAGAUGUUCUCUUGUGCCACUAUCGUGUAUGUCGAGGAAUCAUCUACAUGCCGCAGGUCAUAUCUGUGUUCUUAAAGAUGCUUUCAUGUAUGAAAGUCCAACUGAAAUAGCAAAUCUAACCUCCACGGAGAAGUUUAAUGCAGCCCUGGCCAUUCAUCUUUAUAAAGGAGGCAGACUUCUGCAAGGUAGCAGAAUUCCUUUUGGAAUCAUCUUUGGUGGGACAGAUGUAAAUGAAGAUAUCAAAUGUGAAGAGAAACAUCGGGUAAUGGGAGCAGUGCUAAGAGAAGCCAGGUUUGCAGUGGCUUUCACGGUGAAAAUGAAGGAACUGGCAGCAGCAGAGUGGCCAGAUGCUAGGAAGAAAAUAUAUGUCCAAACUCAAGGAAUUAAGACUACACCCAGUGAAACAUUUGACUGGUACAGAUUUCUACAAAAUGCAGACAUUCCUACAGAUACAGGCAGUUUACAUAUGUUUCUUUUGAUCUGUGGACUUCGAAGAGUCAAAGACCCUCUGUACUUAGUAGACGCAUUUUCAGAUUGGCACAGAAAGGAUCCCAGUGUCCAUCUGGGCAUAAUUGGACCUGCAGUUGAUCCACUUUUUACAAGUGAAGUUAAGGAAAAAGUUAAAAGGACACCUGGAGUACAUUUAUUACAGGAGAUACCACAAGAUGAUCUUCAUGCUGCUAUGAAAAAGUGCUUUGCUGUGGUGAACAGCUCCAUUUCAGAGGGGAUGUCUGCUGCAAUUCUGGAGGCAAUGGAUUUAGAUAUUCCAGUGCUGGCAAGGAACAUUCCCGGGAACGCAGCAAUAAUAAAACAUAAGGAAACAGGGCUGCUGUUUUCAGAUCCCCAGGAGUUUGUUGUGCUGUCCAAGAGUUUGAUGAAUGACCCCAUUAUGGAAAGAGAAAUUGUAACAAGGGCCAAAGACUAUGUGAAGAAACAUCAUUCUUGGGAAAGUGAAAGAAAAGCCUAUCAGAAUCUUGUCCUGAGACUCCAGUGAAUUGCAAGACUACAGCUGAUACCCAGCAGUCUGUGUAGAGCACUUUAAUGAUGGAUAUGUAAUUAGAUUUGGGUUUCUCUUUAUUUCUAUUUCGAAGAGAUAGUAAGACAUGCAUUAUUAUUCUAUUCAAACAUACCAGCAUCACAGGAGUUGCCUGCUACUUCAAACUAUCAAAUUUAUCUAAUUCAGCACACUGUCUCUGCCGUACCAAUUCAUCAGACCAGUAUCGUUUUGCAGGAUCACACAGGAGAAAUAUACUCCUUGAGUAGACACAAAUUUUUGUUGUUAUAAGGCCUCAAAGAGAGGGUGAUUUCUUGUACACGGUGGGGGCUCCACCACACAGACCUUACAUCAAAUGUUCUGGUCGUGUUGUACCCUAACCAAGCUGCAGCAGCAGUUUGCUUUCCAGUUAGACCUGUCUGAAUGUACUCGGGUACAUGUGACAUGCACAUACAUGUCCAUAAAGCCAAGGUUAGUUACAUAUACAGAGUAUAAAAUUAUUACGCUGAAAGCUUUCUUAAGGCUGAAAGAUCAGCAUGUCUAUUGACUGCAUAAUGAUCAGGGGGCCAAAAAGCCAAUGGAGCGUUGAUGCUUGGGGAAAAAGAGGAGUGUAGGGCAUGUUUUGUUCUGCCCUCCAAGUACCCGAAUUGCUUUCAGAUAAGCUGAUAUGGCCAAAUAGUCCUAUGCCUGCAUUUUCUCUUGGGUCCUGGGACUAGAGCAGACAGGCUGGCACAGUACCCGACAGAUUCCAGAGCGGCACAGCGCUGCCCGCAGCAGCGAGCCGUGCUUGCAGGCAGAGGGGAUGUGUUACGUAAACUACCUCUUCGCUUGCCAGUUUCUUUGGUACCUCUGUGGUUUACUUAUUUACUAUAAGAUUUAUGAGAGCUGUAAAAAGGCAGGGGGGUAGUAUUUUCAAUUUACUAUGUAUUUUGGUACUGUUCAUUUUCAUUUCAGGCUUUCAGGGUAUAUUGUAAUAGAGCACAGCAGGUUAUUUUAAAGUGAGGCUCACCUGUGCUUGAAGUCCGUGCUAAUCAUUCCUGCCAGCCCAAUGAUUAUGGAUACAUCUUUGAAUCCAUAACUGGUCAUCCAACGACUUACAUUUAUAGAAAAAAAAAAAAAGAGGGUCAUAUUUUUAACUACUUGUUACUGGGAAACUGUUUGCCUUAUAUACGCUUGAUCCUGCCACCGUGAGAACUAGUGAGAAAUUUUCUAUUGGUUUGAAUGGUUGUAUCAAACUUUUCUUUGUAAUAAUGAAAUUCACUAUGUAUUUUAAGCUUUCCUCUUUAUUUUUGAUGUUUUGCAACUGUUGGGACAGUAAACAGAAAGUAAUUUGAA
Molecule: messenger RNA, 2925 nt
Organism: Phalacrocorax carbo (great cormorant)
Lineage: Eukaryota; Metazoa; Chordata; Aves; Suliformes; Phalacrocoracidae
Source: RefSeq, a predicted model, not a curated record